AACAAUGGCGUCAACUUCACUUCAUCAGUUAAAAACAUGCGGCUAGUUCGAAGUGUAACGGAGGUCUGCUUGUACAUACGCAAACGUCAAUCUUUGUUAGAGAUCGCGUUUUUUCUACUAUGGCGAGGGAAAUGACACCGGACCGGAUGGGUCAGACCGGUUAUAUUAAAGGGCACAUGUUUUGAAAAAUUCACUUAUAUAAUGUGUUAAAACAUUAAUACUUGUGCAGUGUCUGUAAUCAAGCAGUCUAAACAGUAAAAAAAUGUGCUCACUCCUUUUUUAAUAAUUUGCUUAAUUCAAAAACCCUGUUGGUAAAAGCAAAGAUUGAAUUCUGCCGUUAAUGUCGUCACUCAACGGCAAAGCCCGCCCAGCAGUGGUGACGAUCUGCCCUAUUUGCUUAGACACAGUCCCAUGUGGGAAGUACAACAGUCGCCAUCGUUAGAUCGUCACUGGAGCUACACAAUGUCUGCGCCACGGAGGGAACUACAGUUGUUCUGUAUUAGGAUGUACCGACCAGCAUAACUGUCUCCAUAGAAUCCCGCAAGCAGAGUUAUAGAGAACAGCAUGGUUCAAUUUCAUUUAUGAAGGCAAUGUCCCGCUGAGAAUCGGUAAAGUAUUUCACGUUUCCGCCAAUCAUUUCACGCCGGACUGCUUCACGAAUGAGGGCCAGUACAACGCUGGACUUUCAACGAGGUUGCUACUGAAACCGGGAGCAAUUAAACACUUCGUGCCCAGUCCUCAUAUCCAGCAGAAGCCGUAACGUUAAGUAUCACACCUCAUAUUGUUGCUGAUUAGUCUUUCAAAAUUGCCACUCUUAAUGGGCUUGUUAUCGCGCUAUUUUGGUCAUGUUGCUAACAAUAGAAGUACAGCGUCUAACUGUAUUUAUUGACGCUGCCCUCACAUGCUGUCGGGCUUAUCGUAAACAAUACGUAAAGUAAGUGUGACAGUACAUGAUAGAACAACGUUGAAAGCGUAGUAUAACUGUAGUAACGCUAAAUUAUACCUGCUCGACCUCCAUGCAGCAUUUAUUCUCUGGCUCUGUAGGCAUUUUACUGCAAUUCCCACACGAGCACCUGCACAGCGAUUUAUACAUUAUCAUGACGGACCAUGCUAAUGCUUAUCGAUCACUUGACGAACGUUUAUUUCACAAUAACUGCAAAAUUACAACUAACCAUUCGGAAACGUCCUGUUCAAUUCUUAAGGUUGUCACUUCUUGUGUCGAUCUCCAUCAGUGUCAGACUCCGGUUCGUACAUAUAGGGCUGAACACCACUAACAAUUACUGACAUUUUGAUGUUUUGUUUUGGCCGGUAACUUUACGCAUAAGCACGAGUUCCUGAAACUCCGCCCUCCUCUGGAGAGGGGCUGGGACGAAAAGCUCAUUAACAUUUAAAGAGAUACAAGCAAAUCGGUGCGUUUUUACACGCACUCAAAAACGGGCAACUUCAACAUUCUAUAAUAAAUGAUCCGCUGGGUAUUUUGAGCUAAAACUUCACAUACACACUCUGGGGACACCAGAGACUUAUUUCGCAUCUAGUAAAACCAUUCGAACAACCUCUCCUUUAAUUGACACUAAUAACAGAAGCGUUAGUUUUGCCUUUUUAUAUUGGACCCGAGUUGGAUAAUGAAACAAGCAGAUUGACUAGGAGAUUGCAAGCAGGACUUCAAAGGACGUUUCAUAGAAGUGUUUUAGAGGUAUGCGCACACACACACAAUAUCAGUGUGUUACACAGAACAGCUUUUACAGCCGAUGUUAAAGUCAUGGAAGCUGUUAUUUGACCGUUGGUUAUCUUAGAAUGUGUGUAGCUGAAUUCUUAUUACCAGCUGUAGGACUGUGAUGAAAGUGAAAGUAAUUAAGCGGGUUGCUCAGUCAAAUGUUUACAAUCUCUGAUAAUCAAACACUACUCCAGCGGCUCUUCCUCUUCUCUGAGGAAGGCCUCGCCCCUUUUUGUCGUAUUCCUUUGGGCGGAGGUUUUUCAAAAACUCGGAAUAGUGACAUCAUGUAGGUCUACCCGGGAAGAGGGCUGUAGUCAAUUCCAGCCGUUCUCUGUAGUCCUUGAAAAGCGAAUUCUGUUAAAGACAGUAUCUCGCUUGGCAUUUAACUUUGAGCUUUAUCCGUUUGCAGGUAUUAUUUAUGAUAUAAUAGCAAUAUUACACACUAACUAAAGUUUGAAAAAAUGCGAUCGCGGGGAAUGGGAUCUUUAAACACCAUUAUAUGCUUUGAUGGUUCAACUUUUUUUAGCUAAGCAGUGAUGAUACAUUUACAUCACAUGUCAAAUGGUUUGUUGCGCCCCCUCAAAAAAAAUGUGCACCAGACGCCACUGUCCCAAACAAUGUUGAAUUGUGUGAAAUAUCAACAAAUAUACAUUAAUAAUAAUAUUAAAUAUUUGAUUGUAUAUUUGAUGUGUGUAAAUAGCUGGUCAGUAUAUAUUUAGAAGCAAUUAUACAAACUAAGAGCAUCAACAUAAAAAAAACAUAAAAAUAUGGCUGAAUUCGAACAUAUACGUACAUAAGUAAAUAUACAAUCACUUACAUUUUAAUACUAUUAAUAAUGCUAUUAUUAAAGCACAAGUCACAUUAGCAUUAGCCUGCAUAAAAUUACAAAAAUACAUUUCUGGGUCAUUAAGGCUUUACACACUUAAAGCACUUAAUUGUUCUUAAUUUGUUCCAAUGGGUUUGUGUAUAAUUUAAACAUCUUUAAAAAUGUGACAAAAAUGGUUUAUAUAGACCCCUCUUAUUUAGUAUUAUUUUUUCUAAUAAAAUAAUUAACUGUAUAAUAUAUUGUUCUGAAACUAAAAUAGCAUUAAAGCAGAUUUCCAUUAAACAUCCCAGCCGUUUUUAUCCAUUUAUUGAUGACGAUGGCCUCACAACGGCCCGCCGCAACAGCGCCACCUACAUGACAUCACCGGCCGCUCGGCCAAUCAGCGCUCAAGCUGUGCGACACUUCCUCGGGACCGCGCGCCGCGCGUAACUAAGCGGUAGCUGAUCGCGCGGGUCGGAAGUCCGAUUCCGAGAGGGAAAAAAGAUACAAAAAACAAAACAACAUUAAAUAAACACUGUCAAAAGUUUUCGAAAAUGGAUCACGACACAGAAUAUUAACCUGCGGAUUGAUAAAGCAACGUUAGGGCUUAUAUAUAAGCGCACAUAAGGCGGAUUCAGGGGCGCUGAGGCAGUUUACGUUAACGUUAGCUAAUGUUGCUAACGCACGAGACCUCCUCACUGAUCUCUGACUUGACUUUCAACUCUAUAGCAAUAUAUAUUUCAGCUAUAAACUCCACAGUUCGAAGGGAUUUAAAAUAAAGAAGGCGGGUGUGGAUAGAGGUAGUUUUAGUGAGUUUACAGGAGGGGGUUCGUCUCGGUUUCGGCGGCCCGUGUUGUCGAGGCCUGCUGCAUGAGGAGUCCGUUGCACAGGUUAAAUAAACGAGCUCGAAAUAAACACGUUAACUCAUAAGUUUAAAACCACAUCGAUACAGAGGUGAAGAUGUCGGCCCAGGCGCAGAUGAGAGCCAUGCUGGACCAGCUGAUGGGCACUAGCAGAGAUGGAGACACAAUGCGUCAGAGAAUCAAAUUUACAGAUGAGCGUGUUUGUAAGAGUCAUCUGCUGGAGUCCUGUCCUCACGACAUACUGUCUGGAACUCGCAUGGAUUUGGGGGAGUGUGUAAAAAUUCACGAUCUUGCUUUGAGGGCAGACUUUGAGAUCGCCUCUAAACAGCAGGAGUUUUUCUUUGAACUAGAUGCCACGGAGCACCUGCAGUCCUUCAUCGCAGACUGUGACCGGAGAACAGAACUGGCUAAAAAGCGAUUGGUUGAAACCCAGGAAGAGAUCAGCGCGGAGGUCGCCGCUAAGGCGGAGCGAGUGCACGAGCUGAACGAGGAGAUCGGGAAGCUGCUGGCUCGUGCGGAGCAGUUGGGCAGCGAGGGGAACGUCGAUGAGGCGCAACAGUUGCUGGAGAAGGUAGAGAAGACUCGCACCCUGAAAAAAGAGGCAGAGGACAUAUAUCGCAACUCCAUGCCUGCCUCCAGCUUCCAGCAGCAGAAGCUGCGAGUGUGUGAGGUUUGCUCCGCCUACCUCGGCCUCCACGACAACGACCGCCGCUUAGCCGACCACUUCGGGGGCAAGUUACAUAUAGGUUUCAUCGAAAUCCGUGAAAAAUUAGAGAAACUGAGGAAAAUCGUAGCGGAGAAACACGAGCGCAUGCGGGUGAGAAGACGGGAGGAGAGAGACAAGGAGGAGGAACGAACCAGAGAGGGGGAAAUGGAGAGAGACAAGGACCGAGAGCAUGAACGUGAGCGGGAAAGAGAGAGAGAGAGAGACAGAGAGAGGGACCGUAGGAGGGAUGCAGGAAGCUCGUCUUCUCAUCGCUCUCGGCGACACCGCGAGGAUGGAGAGAGGGAGAGAGAGAGGAAACACAGACACAAAGAACACCAUCGUUCUCGCUCCCACUCGCAUAGAAGCAAGAGGAAGAGGUCAUCACACACGAGAGAUCAAGAACAAUCUCAGUCUCAGGAAAGAGGGAGGGAGAGCGGUCCAGAGGAGAAGUGGAGAGAUAACGGACGACGGGACAUAGAGAAAGAGAGAUCCCCCUCCACACCGGUCAUGAGCCAAGAGCGAGAGAGAUCCGUCUCGCUGGAGAGAGAUCAGCGCUCUAGCUCCGAGGAGAGAGAGUCAGGCGAGAUCUAGAAGAGAGAUACUUUUAAAUACUGUAGCUUCUGUUUCCCGUUCUGUACAUACACACAAACACUGAUCUGUCAAUAACCGGAUUUGGGUUUCAUCUGGUUAUUAAUACAUCAGUGAAGCCGAGCGGCUACGGAGACAAAGCCAGCACAAUGUUCCGAGCGUUUGUGAGUGAGAUCAGCCUCAUAUUUGAGAUUCAAAGAACGCCUCUGAUGUAAACACCACAACACCAAUGUGUUGCAUGAUCUAGUUGGUCUAAAUUAGUCGGCAAACCAAAAGAAUAAUUGAUGAAAGUACAGCGAGGUGGAAGAGAGUAGUUUUUGUUGAGAAGAGGAAGAUGUGGAUGAAGGAAAUACUGGCUUGAAUUACUGAACCAACACUGAAGAUGUCUUGUUCAUCCUUUUAAACUGGCAUCCUUUUUUAAAUCAUUUUGAUGUGGAUAUUAUUUUUCCCCUGGUUUAUUUUGAUAUGGAUAUAAACUCAGCUGUACUGCGCAGUAAGCAGAAUGUCAUUUUUUCCCCCACACAAACCAAACCACUCAUUUGUCACAGAACCGCACACAUUUGUAGCUUGGCUUACAUUGCGAGCAAACUGUCAUGGUACCGUUUAAAUUGCAACAUUUCUCUUUUUAUCGCUUUUUCGUUUUGCAGUGUUGAGAGGCUGUUUUGAGGCUUCUUGCCAUGCCAUUAUGCUAUGAAACAAUAA
Molecule: messenger RNA, 5378 nt
Organism: Triplophysa rosa
Lineage: Eukaryota; Metazoa; Chordata; Actinopteri; Cypriniformes; Nemacheilidae
Product: LUC7 domain-containing protein
Exons: 9
Coding region: 3480-4679 (399 amino acids)
Biological process (GO): mRNA splice site recognition
Cellular component (GO): U2-type prespliceosome; U1 snRNP
Molecular function (GO): mRNA binding
Source: RefSeq, a predicted model, not a curated record